AUGUAUUCCCCUAUCGCACAGCCGGUGCUGGAACAUCGCUUCAAGCUCGCCUUUUGGGAAGAAAGCCGGGCUACUAAAACCGCUGUGCAAACCGCCAAGCGGUCCUUGCUUCGUGUCGAGGAUGACUUUGCCAGGUUCACACGUACUCCCGCUCAUGAAGAGGAUAGGAAGAAGUACGCUGACUUGUACGCAGAGGCUGCAUCUCUCGUCGAAAAGAAGGAGGGAAAGCUCCGAAAUCGCCUUCGCAGGAAGCUUCGCAACGAGACGGACGAACAAGUCAUUCUUCGUCACGACAAGGCAGUUGCGUUGAAAUUCUACCCGAACCUCGUCAAACAGCUUGUACUGGAGCUCGAUGCCAUUUCUGCCUGCCAGGAAGCGGUCGAGGGAAGACAACAGCGCCUGACGUGCAACAAAAAGAUUCUUGAUGGCAGAGAGCUGGUCCUGACGCAAGUACGCGCGUGCCGUAUCCACAUCGAUUGCUACAUCGGUAAUAAGACAGAGCUCUACAAAGAGUGGAUGUCUCUCGAGAAGGAAGUUAUGGACGCUAUGAAGGGCAAGAAACUAUGUGCACACUGCCGAAAGAUGGAGAAGGAAAGGAAGAACAAAGAAGCUGAGUCCUCCGCUUCGUGUGAAGGCCCUGUUGGUGAGAACAGUGCUCCCGUCGACCCUGUUGCAAACAGCAGCGUCACUGCUCCACCUACGGAGGCUGAGGUCCUCAAGAGACUCAAGGCCACCAGGGUUCUUUUGAUGAAGGAUCUCGACAUAUUCAACCGAUUCAUCGCCAUCAUCAAAAGUGAGGAACAGGUUCGGGCUGCGCACGCGAAGUGGCUGCUCGAAGUUGACCUCAGGCGCAUCUUCAACAGCGAGCGCAUGAAAGCGGGCAAGGAACCCAUGAAAUGA
This is a messenger RNA of Verticillium nonalfalfae, 900 nucleotides long. RefSeq lists its product as uncharacterized. Bases 1 to 900 code for a protein of 299 amino acids. Lineage: Eukaryota; Fungi; Ascomycota; Sordariomycetes; Glomerellales; Plectosphaerellaceae. The record is from RefSeq and is a predicted model, not a curated record. The transcript has a single exon.